GGGAUGGGGAGGGCGGAGAGGCCGGCGGGCCGCCAGGCAGACGCGGCCGCGGCAAGCGGGCCGGCCGGAGACAGACGACGCGGAGGCGGAGGCGGAGGCGGCACCCGCGGGCAGCACCGUCUCCCGCUUCCCCUCCCGGCGCUGCGGGCCGGACGGCCGGGCCGGGGAUUCCCUGCGAGCCGGAGAGGAGCCGCCGCCGCCAGGCCGGCUGCGCGUCCGGGGAGCGUGGAAGGGGGCGGGGAGCGCGGGGAGCCGGGGCCGAUCCGGCCCUUAAAAAGGCCCCCCGCUGCCCGCGCCCCCACCCUGCGCCCCCGCCGCCUCGCUCCGGAGCCGCGGCCGCAGUUUCCAUUGGUUGGAGUCCGGGAAUGGCUGGUUCUGUGCUCAGGAUCUCAGAAGGCUGCAAACAAGCUCUCAGCCCAGCUGUAUUCUCUUCUGGAGGUCAGUUCAGCCUCUACAUCUGUAACAUCAAAGUGCUGUCUCCUGAUUGGACUGUUUUCAGGAAGUGACGUCAGUUUUUGUACAGCUUAAAAGGGGGUCUUGGCUGCUGCUGACAGCUCUGUGGAGAGCUCCAUCCGAUCACAGUUUCUACCGCUGAACACCUCUUCUGAUCAGAGGGUCUGAGAUGGGUGCCGCUAAGAAAGCAAGCAGGAGGGUCCCCCUCUGUCAGCCACACUGCUGGUGGGUUUGGUGAUGCCAGUAGACAUGCCUCGUCACAGCUCGUCAGCUCUCUCCUGGCCCCCACUUCUGCCUCUGGGGACACAUGCCCCAGCCCCCAAGCCCAGUUUGGGAGACGGGGUUUAUUUCAUUUGGAAAUGCGAUUUUGUGGAGACCUCCAAAUGCCAUCACGAGAUUAAUGGUUUUCUGGAGCCGAAGUUUGCCAAACCUGCUAUUGGCAACUCUGGGACUCGUUUCCAGCAGCUCUGCCGAGGGGAGUAACAGCUUGCUUGGGUGGUAUUGACUUUCCAAGAAAACUGUUAGAAGCAACUGCUUCAGGAUGGUUUGAUGCUACCUGAGAAGAGUGAUUCUUAAGGAAAAGAACAGGACUGUCUCUGGAGGAUGAGAAAACAGACAGAAGGAGGGUAAUGUGAAGCCUGGCUCGAAUCCUCUGCAGGCCCUGACACCAGAGCUGUCGGCCUUUGCGGACCAGCCUGGUGUGGACUGAUGGCUGAAGAUGGGAAUAGGCUGCUCCAUGGAAAUGCAAGGGGAGAGGCAAAGCACAGAGAGCUGCAGAUCAGACCCUCCUGAGCCCCCCGGAGCAGCUGAGACCCCUGGAGAAUGCUGGCUCCCAGGUGGCUGGGGGGGUCCUUCCUCUGAGGUGGGAAGGCCGGUGUCUGUGGGACAGCUUCCUCGCUCCUGGGCCCACCAUGGCCUCCACUCUUUGGCUGGACGGCUGAUGUGACUGGUGCCCUGUGUGUGUGCACUGCUGGACUGGGUGCCGUCCCAGGUACCACCUGCUCUCAGGGGCUGGGAGCAGGGCAGGUUGGUGUUAGAUGCUACCAGAAACCCAACAGGCAGAGUGAUGACUUCCUGCAAGUUGAGAUGGAGGUGACCUGAGACCUCCUGGACAUUCCUGGUGACGGCACAGCUGACGAGUUGGAGCACAGGCCUGCUGGGGAGCAGUAUGCAGGAAGCUGGCUUUCAGGCCACAGAUGCUUUCACAGAGUGCAAAUUCACCUGCACCAGCGGGCAGUGCUUGUAUCUUGGUUCACUGGUCUGUAACCAACAGAACGACUGUGGGGACAACAGUGAUGAAGAGAACUGUCUCUUGGUGACUGAACAUCCACCUCCGGGCAUCUUCAGCUCGGAACUGGAGUUCGCCCAAGUGGUCGUGGUGGUGGUGGUGGUCGCGGUGAUGGUCGUGGUUGUCGUCUGCCUGCUGAGCCACUACAGAGUCUCCACCAGGUCCUUCAUCCAUCGCCCGGGGCCGUGCCGGAGGCAGGAGGACGGGCCGCAGCCAGAAGGGCGCCUGUGGCCUUCAGACGGCUCUGGACCUCGGCUUGCCUCAGAGAUCAUGUACGCCUCGCGGUCCAGGGACAGGGGGACUGCCCCGACCUUUUUCCAGAGGGAUCAGUUCAGCCGCUUCCAGCCCACCUACCCCUAUGUGCAGCAUGAGAUCGACCUCCCCCCGACCAUCUCCCUGUCAGACGGGGAGGAGCCGCCUCCUUACCAGGGGCCCUGCACGCUGCAACUCAGGGACCCUGAACAGCAGAUGGAACUCAACCGAGAGUCUGUGAGGGCCCCACCCAACCGAACCAUAUUUGACAGCGACUUAGUAGAUGUGUCCGUAUACAGUGGGGGCCCGUGCCCACCCAGCAGCAACUCGGGCAUAAGCGCCAGCACCUGCAGCAGUAACAGGAGGAUGGAGGGGCCACCCCCAGCCUACAGUGAGGUGAUGGGUCACUGCCUGGGCACCGCACUCUUGCAGCCCCAGCACAGCAGUGCACACAGCGGAAGCAGGCUGCUGCUCCAGCGGGAUGGGCUGCGGGGCACCAAGCUGCCCAUCCAUGGCAAGGACAGGAAGCCCAGGAACCUCGUCUGA
Messenger RNA from Hippopotamus amphibius kiboko, 2539 nucleotides. RefSeq names its product low density lipoprotein receptor class A domain containing 4 (gene LDLRAD4). Gene Ontology annotation, cellular component: early endosome membrane; Golgi membrane. The record is from RefSeq and is a predicted model, not a curated record. NCBI's taxonomy places the organism in Eukaryota, Metazoa, Chordata, Mammalia, Artiodactyla, Hippopotamidae. Gene Ontology annotation, molecular function: R-SMAD binding. Bases 1622 to 2539 code for a protein of 305 amino acids. The transcript is spliced from 12 exons. Gene Ontology annotation, biological process: negative regulation of transforming growth factor beta receptor signaling pathway.